This is a messenger RNA of Lineus longissimus, 2823 nucleotides long. RefSeq names its product ribosomal protein S6 kinase alpha-3-like. Gene Ontology annotation, molecular function: protein serine/threonine kinase activity; magnesium ion binding; ATP binding. The transcript has 20 exons. Gene Ontology annotation, biological process: intracellular signal transduction; peptidyl-serine phosphorylation. The record is from RefSeq and is a predicted model, not a curated record. The coding region runs from base 94 to 2355 and encodes 753 amino acids. Lineage: Eukaryota; Metazoa; Nemertea; Pilidiophora; Heteronemertea; Lineidae.
GCACGCCAUCUUGACUCUUGAGGAAAUUCUGGAUUAAAUUUUCCUCACAAAGUGUCAAAAUACUGGAGUAUUCCGUAUUAACAAAUUAUAAACAUGCCACUUCCACAUCAAGCAGAUCCAUGGCAACGCAUGGAUGUUACCGAAUCUGGACAGGAUGGUCAAUCUGGGGGCGGAGGUGGAAGCACAGAAGAAAUGAUUGUAGAUGGGGAGUCACAUGGAGGAUCAGUUUCAUCAUCGCAGAAUGACAAUGACAUCCAGGAAUCAGAGGUCAACAUCACCAGCAUCACCCGAGAGGGUUGCGCCAAAGCAGACCCCAGUCACUUUGAGUUGCUCAAAGUGCUCGGCCAGGGCUCAUUUGGCAAGGUUUUCUUGGUGAGAAAAAUUACUGGUUCAGAUGCUGGGACCUUGUAUGCAAUGAAAGUACUAAAAAAGGCCACAUUAAAAGUACGGGACCGCCAACGCACAAAGAUGGAGAGAGAUAUCCUCGCCGAUGUUGACCAUCCUUUCAUCGUUAAAUUACACUAUGCCUUCCAGACUGAGGGAAAAUUAUACCUCAUAUUAGAAUUUCUACGAGGCGGGGACCUAUUCACAAGAUUAUCAAAAGAGGUGAUGUUCACAGAGGAAGACGUCAAGUUCUACUUAGCUGAAUUAGCCUUGGCCCUCGACCAUCUUCACAAAGUUGGAAUCAUAUACAGAGAUCUCAAACCUGAAAAUAUACUCCUCGACGCGGAUGGCCAUGUGAAACUGACCGAUUUCGGCCUGAGCAAAGAAUCAAUAUUCGAAGAGAAGAAAACCUAUUCGUUCUGCGGAACAGUGGAAUACAUGGCGCCAGAGGUGGUUAAUCGUAAAGGACAUGGUACGGCAGCUGACUGGUGGUCGUACGGUGUCUUAAUGUUUGAGAUGUUGACUGGCUCAUUGCCAUUCCAAGGCAGCAACAGAAAGGAGACAAUGACCCAGAUCCUCAAGGCCAAACUCGGGAUGCCUCAGUUCCUGAGUCCAGAGGCACAGUCGUUGUUAAGAGCACUAUUUAAAAGAAAUCCAGCAAAUCGACUAGGACAAGGCGGUGUCGAGGACAUCAAACCACACGCGUUCUUCUCGACGAUCGACUGGGACAAACUGAUGAAGAGAGUCAUGAACCCGCCGUUCAAGCCUGCUGUCAGCCGAGUAGACGAUGCGUUCUACUUCGAUACAGAAUUCACAUCAAAAACACCAAAAGAUUCUCCAGGCAUUCCGCCCAGUGCGACUGCACAUGAACUCUUCCGAGGUUUCAGUUACAUCGCACCGAUGUUGCUGGAAGAUGGUUCACAGUCUGUGCCGACUUCGCAUACUGACAACGGAUGUGGACUGAAAAAUCUCCCUGGUGUGAAAACGAAAAAUUUCUUGGAAGACUAUGAAGUACAUGAGGAGAUAGGAGUGGGUUCUUAUUCAAUAUGCAAAAAGUGUGUGCACCGACUGACUGGGCAGGAGUUUGCGGUAAAGAUCAUGUCACGCGACAAGCGAGACCCUCGGGAAGAGGUGGAGAUCCUCCUCCGAUACGGACAACAUCCCACAAUCAUCACACUCAGAGAUGUCUAUGACAAUGGUGAUAAAGUUUACCUGGUGACGGAAUGGAUGCGAGGUGGAGAACUGCUGGACAAAAUCCUCCGACAGAAAUUUUUCUCCGAGCGAGAAGCGAGUGCCGUGUUGCAGACGAUUGCAAAGUGUGUCACCUACCUCCAUACUAAUGGGGUGGUACAUCGCGACCUAAAACCCUCCAACAUCCUCUAUGCAGACAAAAGCUAUUCACCGGAGAGCCUGAGAAUAUGUGACUUUGGCUUCGCCAAGCAGCUUCGGGCGGAAAAUGGUCUGCUCAUGACGCCGUGCUACACAGCAAAUUUUGUGGCCCCAGAGGUGUUGAAGAAACAAGGUUACGAUGCAGCGUGUGAUGUUUGGAGUUUAGGGGUGUUGCUCUACACUAUGCUGGCAGGGACUACACCGUUUGCCAACGGCCCCGACGACACACCAAAGGACAUCCUGGCCAGAAUCGGCGGAGGCUCGUUUACCCUGAUCGGGGGCAACUGGGACUCGGUCUCUCCUUUGGCAAAGGACCUCGUGAAGAAAAUGCUGCACAUUGACCCAGCCUCAAGACUCAGUGUGAGUCAGGUGUUGGCCCACCCGUGGAUCGUGAAUAGGGAACAAUUACCACAGCUGAGACUCACUCUCCAGGAUGCCAACUUACAAUUAGUGAAGGGUGCCAUGAUGGCUACAUUCAAAGCUUUAAACUCAAGUCCAAAACCUGUCCUGGAGCCGGUUGGAGCAUCAUUUUUAGCCCAGAGGCGUGGAAAGAACCGACCCAAGAGUUCAACAGAAGUCUAGAUUUUCUUAUUUCGGUGAAAUACUUCGGCUCAUUUGUGGAUUUGAUCAGGAUCAGGUGAUCCCAGCGAUUUUGUUAGGGUACGACAACGACAGACUGCACGAACUGUGGCCAUUCUAGGAACUGUGAUGUGAUAAAUAAAAGGACUUCGUGAAGAAAAGUCUUUGUGUUGGGUUGAUUUUUUCUUGUCAAGUUGGCUGAAUGUUAUUUUCAGUUGGUCGAGAGACCUGUACAAUCAUACUGUAUGGUGAACUUUACAUUUUGUUUAGAGCACUGUGCAUAGCAUAGAGAACUACAUGUAUUCAUUCUGUAGAAAGAGCUGCUGUAAACCUUAGAACAUGGGCUAGCGCUUAAUUUUUGGGCAUGCACUGUCAAACGUGAACUUAAAAAGCACGAAACUUCAUCUGUAGUGCAUACGACAUAAAAUUUCAGCAGCAAUCGCAAUAUUUAGUCUUCCACAUUUGAAAAUG